UACGCAUGCAAUGAUUCAUUGUAAAUGUGUUUUUUUUGGUAAAAGAAACAAGUUUUAUUUCGGAGUGGUCGAUGAGCUGCUGUCAGGAUUUCAAGGUCGAUAGUCCAGUGUUUUCAGUUCAGUUGUAACCGAGCAAAAGACAAUAAUAUUAUCCAUUGCCGCAAACUAUCACGUGGCUGCACAUGACACCCUCGGAAAAGUUGCAGUUGGAGGAAUCCGGCGAGGUGUUUUAAAUGGACCGUAGACUGUAGCUUAAAGGAAAACUGCACCUGGAGCGACGGAGUUGACGAUAGUCCCAUCAUCCGCACGCUUAUUAUUCUGCUCUACGAAUUUAAGGGGAGGUUUUCGAACGAUGUGACAUGACUGCUACCCGAAUGUAACAAUUAGUCUAACCUUGAUGAAAUCCGAUUGCGCUCUUCCGCCGUGUAUUAAUUGGAACCAGUCGGGUGCGCACAGUUCUGCGGCCAUAUGUUGUUGAAUCAUUUAACUGAAGAGGAUGCUUUAAAUGUACAUUCAGUAGAACAUUGAAGGCUACUUUGAAGGCAACCCGGAAUAGCCCCCAAUUAAUUUCAAAUGCCAUGGUAGCUUAUUUGCUUAAACGUAAAGGUCAGAAUCUGGGGUUUGCGAGAUACAUGCUGAAUUGAUUGGAGUCCUUCGGAAUUGGCCGCCUUGUCAUUCAUUGCCUGUUGUGUAGGCACGGAAUUUUCACGCGCUGUUCUAGCAAUCCAACAGCUGAACAACAUUGUCUAGGUAGCUCAUCCAAACUGACCGCCCCACUACUUCGCAUCUGCGCCCCGGCCACUUGAAAUGAGGACCGCGUCCCGAGCCUGUUCUGUGUGAAGCCGCGAAAACGGGCAAUUCCUUCCGUAUCUCCCGUCCGCAGUGAGGCAAGGACAUUAAGUCCCCGUUUGGCCGUGCUGCUGCCAUGGACCGGGACGAGAACAAGAGCGUCUCGAAAAAGACCAUAAUCACAAAGAUUUUCAAAGUUCGCAGGAGGAGAGAGAUGCUUUUCGUGCAAGUGUGUUUUCUCUGCAGUGUCCUCUGCAUGGCAUGGAGCAUGUCAGUAUUGCUGACAAAGACAGGGUACGGAAUAACAUUAACAAAUGGACACGAGAAGCAUGAACAUUGGGGAAGGAAGCUCAUGGGACAUGAACCCGACAACGAGACCGAGUCGAAGAACUGCACAGAGCCAGCUAUCAAGGAGUUCCCUGAAGACAUGUUUUCCAACUACGAGCGCAAGAGUGGGGCCGUCCUGCUGCACAUCGUGGCGGCCCUCUAUAUGUUCCUGGCCCUCGCUAUAAUCUGUGAUGACUACUUUGUACCGUCGCUGGAGAAGAUCUGUGAGAAACUAGACCUAAGUGAGGAUGUUGCCGGAGCCACUUUUAUGGCAGCUGGGAGUUCUGCUCCCGAGCUGUUUGCCUCCAUCAUUGGUGUCUUCAUCACCCACGGUGACGUGGGGGUGGGGACAAUCGUCGGCUCAGCGGUCUUCAAUAUCCUGUGCAUCAUCGGCGUAUGUGGAAUAUUCGCCGGACAGGUUGUAGUGUUGGGUUGGUGGUCUGUUUUCCGAGAUUCAUUCUACUACGUCUUGUCGAUCCUCGCCCUUAUUGCGUUUAUCUACGAUGGGAAGGUAGUAUGGUGGGAGAGCCUGGUGUUGGUGGUCAUGUACUGCGGAUACAUCCUCAUCAUGAAGUUUAACCAGAGCUUGCAGAAGUUAUUCGCGAGUAAAGACAAGGACAAGAAUCAGGCCAAUGGUAACGCAGCGGCCGGCAGCGAGAUGCAGGAUGUCAAGCCCAGUAAGGCUUACAGUCGUGGGUCUGUGGUCAUGGUCGAUGAGAUGAUGCAUGCCAACCCUCCCAAGAUGCGUUUCCCCGAGGCCGGCCUCCGCAUCAUGAUCACCAGCCAUUUUGGACCCAAGACCCGGCUGCGCAUGGCCAGUCGCCUCAUCAUCACUGAGCGUCAGAAGCUGGUCCAGGGUGCCAACGGAGUGGAGACCCAGGUGCUGGAGGGGAAGGUGGAUGUUGAGAACGGCAACGUGCCCGAGGACAAACCUGCAGAGGAGGAGGCCGAAAAUGAGACAAUCUCCCCCUUUCAUAUCCCUGCGGGCAUCAGCAGCAAGUGUAAGUGGCUGAUCGCGUGGCCCCUGCUGCUCCUCCUGUUCUUCACCAUCCCCAACUGUGCCAAGCCUCGAUGGGAGAAGUUCUUUAUGCUCUCCUUCAUCCUCUCCACUGUCUGGAUCGCCGUCUUCUCUUACUUCAUGGUCUGGAUGGUCACCAUCAUCGGCUACACCCUUGGCAUCCCAGACGUCAUUAUGGGCAUAACUUUCCUGGCAGCGGGCACCAGUGUACCAGACUGCAUCGCCAGUCUCAUCGUUGCUCGGCAAGGAAUGGGUGACAUGGCAGUGUCCAACACCAUCGGCAGUAAUGUGUUUGAUAUCCUGGUUGGACUGGGGUUGCCCUGGGCGCUACAGACCAUGGCGGUGAACUAUGGCUCUGAGGUCAUUAUCAACAGUCGAGGACUUCUCUACUCUGUGGUGCUGCUGCUGGGUUCUGUGGCUUUAACGAGACCACAGUAUCUAUGUCUCUGCCACUGAACAGUCUGCCAGUGUAUUCGGCUAUGGAACCAAUGUUUUUUCAAAGGGAGUCGUCAGUUGACUGAUGAUAGACGACGGAGAAGAUUGUCCAACAAAGAAGACCCAGGCCGUCAUUGUAAAUAGGAAUUUGUUCUGACUUGCCUAGUUUAAAUUAAUUAAAUAUAUAUCUUUUUAAAUGUACAUAUGCAAGUUUGAGUUGACGGACAAAAACGGACAAUUGAUGAACGCAUAUACAUCCGUGUGGCCUUAGAUAUUUAUUGGAACGGUUCUGUUUUGUGGAUAUGAAUAAUGCUGCUGUUUUGUCUCAAACUCCUCCGUGUGUGUGUUCGAUUUAAAGAGGCACUAUACAUAAAUCGCUCAUUUCCUGGUCGCUGAAAGUAUCUGCACCUUUCUGAUUUUCUCA
Molecule: messenger RNA, 2993 nt
Organism: Oncorhynchus keta (chum salmon)
Lineage: Eukaryota; Metazoa; Chordata; Actinopteri; Salmoniformes; Salmonidae
Product: sodium/potassium/calcium exchanger 4
Exons: 17
Coding region: 926-2590 (554 amino acids)
Biological process (GO): calcium ion transmembrane transport; intracellular calcium ion homeostasis
Cellular component (GO): membrane
Molecular function (GO): calcium, potassium:sodium antiporter activity; calcium channel activity
Source: RefSeq, a predicted model, not a curated record